Molecule: messenger RNA, 1994 nt
Organism: Emericellopsis atlantica
Lineage: Eukaryota; Fungi; Ascomycota; Sordariomycetes; Hypocreales; Bionectriaceae
Product: cytochrome P450
Exons: 6
Coding region: 370-1572 (400 amino acids)
Molecular function (GO): oxidoreductase activity, acting on paired donors, with incorporation or reduction of molecular oxygen; monooxygenase activity; heme binding
Source: RefSeq, a predicted model, not a curated record
CCGUGCAGGGGUUCCGCCGGCUGCCCAAUACAUACCUUCGCUUAGUGGCAAACCCAGCGUCUGGCCACAAAGGCAGAAGACGGAUAUUGUGCGUGACCAGAUUGAGUAGGGAUACUGCCCAUUCUUGGACGCCCCAAAAUUGUGCGGAGCGAUUCGCCAGAGCUGGCACGCCCACCUUACCCAUCUUGUCUUUCUGCCUCGUAGCCAGCGGCGGCCACUGUGAGCGGCGAGUUUGACCUCCUGGCAGCAAAUGGUCGAAAAUGGGGCCAAGGUCGGCAGAUCAGGACCACAUGAGGAUUUUUUAAGAGUGCACUAAAAGACCGUUCUGUGACUAGGUUCCGCCUGUCGCACCCGUGUCUUAUCAUAACCAUGUCUUCCCUGAUAGACGCUAUCCCCUGGGGGGCGCUGAUCACCUGGUCAAGCCUCGCCGUGGGACUCACGGCGACCCUGAUAACCACUAUCGUGCGCCGUCGCUAUCUUUCUGCCAUAUCGAACAUUCCGGGCCCGUUUUGGGCCUCCCUCACUCGGCUAUGGCAUGUCUGGAUCAUCCUCGAAGGAAGGCAGAACGAGCGUCUCGUGGCUCUCCACAAACGGUAUGGCCCGUUCGUUCGCAUCGCCCCGAACGAGAUCAGCGUUUGUCACCGAGAUGCCUCCACGCUCCUUUUGCGAGCCAAUCUACACAAGGGCGACUGGUACCACGUCACGGCAGUGCCCGACUUCCGCUUCCGGAACCCUAUGUCGACGACCGAUCCCCGGAAGAAGAAGGCGCUUUCGAAACACUUUGCCCCAGGAUACGCCCCGUCGAAGGUCCGGGGAUGGGAGUCCGAUAUCAACGGGAACAUCGAGUGCUUGCUGUCUUGGAUAGACGCUUAUGCCGAGGACGAGAAGCCAAUGCACCUUGAUAAGUUCAUCACGUACACGACAUUCGACAACAUAGGCUCCGUCUUUUUCUCGGAGCCGUUUGGUUUCAUCAAAGCGGGCCGCGAUGUAGGCGGAACGUUGCGGAACAACGUCGCGCUCAGCAAAUUCGCAGCCGCCGCUGGUUUCUUCCUCGUGCCCCUGCGCAUCCUCGUCAACCCGUUAACUAGUUGGAUGCUGCUGCUGCCGAUGGGCAGACUGUACAGGACCACGUCAGUGGCUUUGCGAAAGCGGAUGAGCAGCCCUAAUGCCGGGAAGGACAUGCUCUCGCACUGGCUUCGCGCUUCCGAAGUAUCAGGGACACUAAGCGCACGGGAGAUCGAGGCGCAGGCGAAUGUGAAUGUGGGCGCAGGGGCGGAGCCCGUUUCCACUGCUAUUCAGAGCGUUGUGUAUCACAUGAUCAGGCAUCCCAAGGCUUGGUCGACGGCCCGCGACGAGAUCGAUGCCGCUCGUGCCCAAGGGCGCUGCCAACAUCGCGUUGUUUCGUCGCACGACGCCCAGAGCCUGCCUUAUGUACAAGCUUGCGUAAAGGAGUCGCUGCGCUUGUUUAGCCCAACGACCAUGGGUUUGCCUCGUAAGGUCCCGAAGGGCGGCAUCACUAUCGCAGGCCGACACUUCGCAGAGGGCACCACUCUCAGUGUUUCUUCGCAGUAGGUUUGCGCGCUGUUAGUGAGCCAGUUCACCACUGAAGGCUGACACCCACAAGUGCAGUGCACUUAUCGACGGAUAUCUGGGGAGAUGAUGCUCACCAAUGGCGCCCGGAACGCUGGAUGUCUGGCUAUACAAAGGAGAUGGAGAAAAACUGGUUGGUGGUAAGUUAUCACACGAUCUACGGACGCGGUGCCAAGAGCUAAGGUGACAAGUUUUCCGCUGGGUUCAUGACGUGCCCGGGGCGUCACCUUGCGCUGAUGCAGGUCUCUAAAGUGGUAGCUUCUCUGAUCCACUGCUACGACAUCCGUCAGGUGGAUCCGGAUAGCGUGUGGAGCUACCAGGCUAACUUCACCGCGCUGACGCACUCGUGGCCGGUCUAUGUGAAGAAGAGGAUGGAUUGAAGGCUUUUGGUAUCAGUUCAGCAU